UUUAACGCUGCGAGCCCCGAAAGAAGACUCGUCAACUCUUAAAGCUCGCAGCAUGGUCGGGGAGUGAGCUCGUGGCAGAAUGUCGAUCGAGGUGGAAGCGUUGCUGCAGGAGGCCAAGGAGAACAUCGAGGCGGCACAGAACUACAGGGCCGAGCUGCAGCAGCGCCUGCAUGGUCUCAACCAGGCACGGAAACAGGUGCGAGGCAGCGCUACCCAGACCCGUGAGGCCCUCCGACGGCACUUCCAGGACCUGGAGGCAGGCGUGCUGCGGCUGUUGAAUGAGCGCCUCGGGGCCCUGCUGGAUGAGGUGGAUGCCAUCGAGCAGGACAGUGUUCGUCCACUGGAUGACUGCCAGAAGCUCAUUGAGCAUGGGGUCAGCACGGCAGACGAGCUGCUCCGAGAGGGUGAGGCUGCAAUCCGCUGUAACAUCGGAGAGAAGGAUGACAAACUGGGCAGCUUCACAAAGAAGGCCCUUCAAAUUCAGCUGGACAGUUUGCCAGAGGUACCUGCUCUAGUGGAUGUACCCUGUCUGUCCGCCCAGCUGGAUGACUCCUUGCUUCCAUCGGUGUCGGAGCGCAUCGCCCGUCAUGGCAGCAUAGCCUCACAUCCCCCUGUGCAGAUUGAGGAGCUGGUGGAGAGGCCAGGGGGUGUGCUAGUGCGCUGGUGCAAGGUGGAUGAAGACUUCACCGUGCAGGACUACCGGCUGCAGUUCCGCCGUAGCAAUGCUUCGCAGUACGAGGACGCCUACAUCGGCAAGGACUCAGAGUUUCUGGUGUUGCACCUGGACCCGCACACAGACCACUUGUUCCGCGUGUGUGCGCGGGGGGAUGGCCGCUCCGAGUGGAGUCCCUGGAGUGUACCGCAGACGGGCUACACAACGCUGGCACCACAUGAGUGGUGCCCAGGGAGUGAUGGGUACAUCCUGAGUAGCCGGAGGAAUAUGGCUAUGCGUAACGACUCCUCCACCUGUGGGGUCCUUUAUUCCAGUGCUCCCACCUACUUCUGUGGACAGACCCUCACCUUCAAGAUCUUGGCAGCAGGACAAGUGGACAAGCGAGACAGCCUUGGAGUUUGCGUGGAGUAUACGAGCAGUGCCGAGUCUUUGCAGAAGGAAAAGGCUGUAUGCAUCUCCACCAAUGGAGCUGUGUUUGUCAAUGGAAAAGAGAUGACCAACCAACUGCCAGCCAUCUCAGUUGGCUCAGCAGUGACCUUUGAUAUGGAGGUGGUCAGCAUGUUUCCGGUCACUAACAACAUCAACGAUGCAGGCAAUUUCAAGCUGAGGGUAACGAUCGGCUCUGGAAACAGGGAGGUGGUAUUUGAUUGGCUGCUGGACCAGGCGGUGGAUUGUCUUUUCUUCGGCUGCUCCUUUGUGCAUCCUGGAUGGAAGGUUCUGGUAUUCUAAUGCUGGUGCCUCACCUAGUAGAAUCUACACUGCAGACAAAGGCACAAAUGGGAAGGAUAUCCAGUCUGGGUACCGGAUCAGCCAGUCUUUUAAUAAUAAACAUACUUUUAUAUAUCCCUUUAAUUUUGGCAUUUUAGCAUCAUGUCUUUCUGAGGCUGUGCUAAUUGAGAUCCCUGGAAGUUAAUUAUGAUCCACCUCAGGACAGCAUUUGAGUACUUCUGGUUGGACCUGAAAAGGUCUUGAGUUUUUGUUCUUAACAUGAACAGUAGAGAAUCUAAGUUUUGAAAACAGUAAAGUGUUAAACUGUUAUAAAACAGUAUUAACUGUCACACUUCAAUCUAACUAACCUCUAGAACUUCAGAGACAUGAGUAGCAUGCAUUACAUAAUGCCAUAAUUUAUCUGGCACAAGUAACUUCUCUGCAAAAAAGUAAAGUGAACCAUGGUUCAGCAGGUGCCAACAGUUUAGGUUGGUGAACUGAUGUUAGUGGUAUGCAUGGAUUCAUCAAGAACGUUAGCAACCGUAUCCUCAGGCAUCAGCUACAGCUGUUUGUGGAGGUCACUGUGACAUGAUUGUAUUUUUUAAAAUUCUCUUUUUUUAAAAAUGCUAGUAAAAAGUUUCUAUUUACAUUGUUAAGAUUUGGUGGGAGAAAAAUAUGCUGGGUGACCAGGGUAUACCUUCUGGAGCCUUUGACACCUUAACCCUUUCUCCCAUUCUGUGCUGUGGAUAAAAUUGUGGAAAAAUGUGACCAUUUCCAGUAAUAAUUCCUUAGUGGAACUGGAUUGUAAUGUAAAGAAGUGUUUCGUAGCUUAGUUAGGUUAUUAAUGCCUAUGAAAUGUGAUUGUCUGAACAGAGGAUUUCAUUGCUUGCAGUGUGGUUAGUAAUGGUAGGACUGGUAUGUGGUUGGAUGAAUGAAGUUGUGGGGUUUUUCUUUUAUAGUUUUUGUGUAUACACUCAUGGUCUGAUCAUAUGCUCAUUGUGGAAGCAAGAUGUUGAAAGAAAAGGGAGUGUAAUGUACAAGGGUAGUGCAAUGGCAGCAGCUACAGUAUUACCUGUUCACCUUUUAUCUGAUUAAAACCUUCUUAUAACCUGUUUCCCUGUGGUC
Molecule: messenger RNA, 2506 nt
Organism: Scleropages formosus (Asian bonytongue)
Lineage: Eukaryota; Metazoa; Chordata; Actinopteri; Osteoglossiformes; Osteoglossidae
Gene: crlf3
Product: cytokine receptor-like factor 3
Exons: 9
Coding region: 80-1402 (440 amino acids)
Molecular function (GO): protein binding
Source: RefSeq, a predicted model, not a curated record